This is a messenger RNA of Daphnia pulicaria, 6915 nucleotides long. RefSeq lists its product as uncharacterized. The record is from RefSeq and is a predicted model, not a curated record. Gene Ontology annotation, biological process: DNA integration. The coding region runs from base 1 to 6915 and encodes 2304 amino acids. Gene Ontology annotation, molecular function: nucleic acid binding. The transcript has a single exon. NCBI's taxonomy places the organism in Eukaryota, Metazoa, Arthropoda, Branchiopoda, Diplostraca, Daphniidae.
AUGGUCCUGGCUAAGAAGGGGGGCAGAGGCAGAGGACGAAGAGACGACACCCCUGCUCGAACCCCUACACCAGGUAGGCGACAACACUUGCCGAUUAGCCCAGAGGAGACCGCGAGGCAAGACGCAAUAAGGCAAACUCUUAGAGACAGGUCACGAAGACCAGUGACGAUGCCGAAUAGCAGUUCAGGCUCAGCGAGUGGGCAAACAACGCCCGAGGAUCAGCCCGGACAAAACGUUCCACCGGUUGCAAGAAACCCGACACCGGAGCUCCCGUCUCCGGACCUAAAUGAAUUAGUAAUAGGAGACAACGAAGUACUGAGCGUAAGACUCCAGGAGUUAACAACACGGGUAAACAGAUCAGAGAGCCAGAUGCAGGACACAAGUCGGCAACUGGAAGGCAUGCAAGCCAACAUACGGGAAAACACAGGCUUCAUAGCCACGAUGAUCACGACAGUACCGGCACUACAGGCGACAGUCAUAGACCUCAAAGGCACAAUAUAUAACGAAUCAGCAUCUAGACUAAUGGUCGCCGAACAACAAUCGGCGGCAACCCUUCAAAACUUCCGCCGUGAAAUGAACGGGUCACUGAAUACUGUGGCAAGCGAACUCCGUGGUACGAUAAGAAAUUUAUCACUCCACAUAGCCGAGCUACAAAACAUGCCCACGCAUGGGGCCCUCGAAGAAGCCAUUAGGGCCGAGACAAGAGCAUUACUCGACGCCCAAACCGAGGCCCGAGACACGGCACUCAGAGUAUUAACAGACAGACUAAAUCAGCUAUACGCAUCAGGAAUAGCAUCUAUGAGAAGGAUUGAAGCCUUAGAAGUGAACAGACCUCACAUAAACCCUGCGGCAGCCGCCUCGGCAACGGGAACCGUUCCUAGACCGGCCCGAAGCCUAUGGGACGAACCAACGGAGAGAGAACCUCCUCGGGCAAACAGAUCGGGUGAAGACAGGCAGCCUCCAUCAUAUGACGAACCACCGCCAUCCUAUCACAGUACGAUGGGCAACGGAGACGGGCCCAGACAUCACACGGGUGGCGGGCCAACCGCGGCGGGCACGUCACGACCACACUCAGAUCAUAGGAAUCGUCCGGCGGCCGGACCACCCCCCAGAGGGUCACACCGAAGUCUGUCCCCGGAUAGAACGGCAAGAGCUCCUCGUCGUGGCCCAGCCAACGACCAAGAAGAGCUGACAGAGGAACUGGCGCAAAUUCGCGACGAGCUAACAACAGCCUAUGCGCGUUAUGGGAGGUCUAGAACAGAGCCAGAAAGACAGGUACAACGGGUUAACUUUAUGGCCAGAUACCAACCAUACAUAGACACUACAAAAGCGCUAAUGCCUCUGCUCGACCGAGCAGGUAAGGCGAACCUUAGGCAAGAAAUAGCCCGGGUAGAAACAGAGAGGUUGGGCAUUACCCCACAGCAAGGGCAAGCUCAUGCAGCACCGCCGAGGGUAAGGAUUAACCCACCAAAAUUCUCUGGAGACAUAUUGAAAUAUCAUGGUUGGAGAAGCACUUGGGAUACGUACCAUAACAAUCCAAGCUACACAGAUAGUGAGAAGAGCCAGAUGCUCGAAGCAGCGUUAGAAGGUGAAGCCAGAACAUCGACAGCAAGCUUUACGUUCUCAGCGGAAAGCUAUGCCAACAUCUUACAAGUUCUGGCAGAUAGAUUCGGCAACCGAAACCAAGUGAUCGGUAAACACGAAGCCCUGUUAAGACAAGCAGCAGGCAGGCCACUGGGAGCCGAGAGCACAGCAUUUGAGCUAAGAGAGAAAUAUAUAGAAGUGGCCAACCAUCGCCAAGGUCUACUAGACCAGGGUGUCCUACCAGCCACAUUUGACUCCCACACGGCAGUCGAGAUACUGAGAUCUCUACCCCACUCCAUCACAGAAAGAUGGAGAUUCAACUGGGGGAUAAACAACGCACCAACACUAGACCAAGUCUUACAACAACUUGACGAUCUGAUACAAGUAAAAUCAAGUGAAGAGGCCACGCGUCAAGCGUUCAGACCAGCGGUCACACAGACAAACGCAGCCUCAGUGGCAACAGUUAGAUUCAGAGACCAAACUCCUCCUAGAGCGGCUUGUGUUAUCUGCAGUAGCGAAACACACAACUCGCAUUUCUGUUCGAUGGGUACAGCAAGAGACAGGAGACGGGUUAUAAUAGAUUCAGAUCGCUGCCUUAGAUGCCUAGGCCAGGGACACAGAUACCACGACUGUCAGUCUCCACAGGCAUGUAAUAACUGUCAAGCCACGUCUCACGCAACGGUACUAUGCACACUAGAAAGACGUGGAAGAUCUCCAGGCCCACGGCAAAGACCUAGGAGCCGUAGUCAAUCACAAGAGAUUGGCAGAAACAGAUCGCCAAGACCUAGCACGCCAGCCUCAAUGUUGCGCCCAGCACAGUCACCCAGAAGAAACACGGCACAGCCUGAACCCGUGAACGAGCAAGCUAACGUCGCCAGGAUAGAAGGGACAGACAACGGGCUAGUGACAGCCGGAGUCCUACUAAACUUUACGGCAAAAGCAAGAAUUCACGGAACCGAUGACUGGAUCACGAUCAGGGGAAUUCUGGAUAAUGGAAGCAGCAACUCCUUCAUUACCUCGGACUUAGCGAGAAGGCUCAACGCAGAGGUCUCAGGGAGGCAAUUAAUCAGAGUAGGCACCUUCGGGUCCCCAACUCCGAUAGAAGGAUACUUGGAUAUCGUACGAAUUUCAGUCGCCGGUCACACCAAGACGGUAACAGAGAAAUACAUAGUCAGAGACUUUGUACAGAAAAUCUCGCCAUACGUAGACACAGAGCUCGCUCGAAUACUACUAAGAGAAGGCAAAACUUUAGCCGAUACGAGACAUAGAAAACCGUAUCACGGAGAGAACAUUGACAUGCUCAUCGGAAACAGUCUCAUGGGAGAGUUCAUUACAAUGGAGGCCCCACGAAAGCAUAACAGGGUCCUAGCUCAGAACACCAUAUUUGGCUGGGCAAUAUCAGGAUCGUUGGAUAAACCCCCAUUGAAAACAACCACUCUAACAACCAAAGUGGACAUUAUCCCUGAGGAACAGCAGAUAUCAAGUGUAGACAAACACUUCAGCGUCUUCUGGACACUAGAAAGUCUGGGAAUAUCCAGACACGAAAAAACUGACCAAGAAUUCAUACAAUGGUACAUCGACAGCAUCGAGUCGGACAAAGAUGGGCGGGCAGUCAUUAAAUUACCAUUCAGAGGAGAAAAACAAGACUAUGACUCCUGUGAACCUAUAGCUAGGAGUAGGAUGCAAAGCUUACUAGUAACCCUAGCUGCCAACCCUAUACACCAAGAACAAUACCAUGAGGUAAUUCAGUCGUAUCUCAGAGACGGAUUUAUAGAAGAAGCAGAUCCCAAUUAUGACGGCCCAGUAGCAUUCGUACCACACGGGCCAAUCUUCCGGGACCAGGCUGAGACAACAAAAGUAAGACCUGUAUUGGAUGGAUCAGUGCAUCACAAGGGACGACGGAGCUUCAACGCGAACCUCGAAGUAGGUCCCAACCUCAACCCAGACAUAAUGGGUAUUCUCAUGAGAUUCCGACAAGACUGCAUAGCUUGGACCGCCGAUAUUGAGAAAGCGUUUUUGCAAAUACGAAUUCAUGACGACCAUUGUCAGAUCGUACGGUUCCUAUGGGUUGACAACCCCAAAGCAAAAAACCCAGUAGUCAAAAUUUAUGUCUGGAAACGACUACCGUUUGGUCUCACCUCCAGUCCAUUCAUUUUAAGAGCCGUGCUCAUGUGGCACCUAGCGAAGUAUGAGACACAAUAUCCUGGGAUCACAAAUCGAGUCCUAGAUCAAAUCUACGUAGAUGACUGGAUGGGAGGUGAAGAGAAUCCACAGGCGGCAGCCAAUGAGAUAAGGUUAGUAAACCGGAUACUCAGCGAAAUCCAAAUGAAAUUGUCCAAAUGGACAACAAAUUCUCCGGAAUUGAAAGAACUAUUACGGGGGGAGAUCACAUUCUCCGCGGAACCAUCGAAUCUCGCUAUUAAUGAGGUAUUCCAACAUACAGACAAGAAAGCACUGGGUAUCCGGUGGGACCCCAGUACCGACAACUUCUCCUUCAACGCAGAUCAUAUCAUCAAUGAAGCGAUAAGAAUCAAAGACGGGCUAACCAAACGACAGUUGUUUAGUCUAGCACUUACGAUGUAUGACCCGCUUGGGCUCAUAAAUCCAACAAUGUUGAACGGAAAAAGGUCGAUGCAAAUCACCUGGUUAUCACCCACUAAAUGGGAUCAACUAGUGACAUCAGAACCCACAGAAACAUGGGAGAAGUUUAUUAAAGGGUUGAAAGACCUUGGGCUAAUAAAAAUUCCCCGGUGGACAAAAAUAGACAAGAAACAGCCUAGCGAGCUUCACAUCUUCUGUGACGCUAGUGAAACAGGCUACGGAGCGGUGGUAUAUCAAAAGCAAGGCUCAACAAUCGCACUCAUAGCAGCGAAAUCUAAGGUAGCCCCGCUCCCAAAGAAAUCGAUGUCAAUACCUCGGUUAGAGUUGCUAAGUAACGUGAUGGCUACCCUCCUCGGGCAGUACGUACGGGAACAGCAUAGAACAGAUCAUGCAGCACAUAUCUGGACCGAUUCACAAAUCUCGCUCUGCUGGAUCAAAGCCACAGAUAAAAACCCAGAGAUAUGGGUACAAAACCGAGUCGCUAAAAUCAGGGCGUUUGGAGCAGAAUCACACUUCUGCGAAGGGACACAGAACCCAGCCGACUUAUUAUCCAGAGGAGCCUCAGCCAAAGAGCUUGCUCAGGCAAAAUGGUGGACAGGUCCAAACUGGCUACCUAAGUAUGAUGAAUACAAACCCUUGGAAACAACGGUUUCUCACAUCAGAACAGACAUGAUAAGACCAAAGCAUCCGAUAUGGUAUUUAGAAUACAGCGAAUGGACAAGAAUCGUCAGGAUACGAGCCAUGCUCACCAGAGCUAUUGACGCCUUCUGCGGGCGAAAAGUUGUUUCCAACAAAAAACACGAAGUAGACGAAUACUGGAUAGCGGAUGUGGAUCCUCAAUCAGAUAGCUACCGGUACCUGACAGUCAGGAAAUUCGUCAGGCUACAGGAUCACGAAUUGCUUCGAGCCACGUACGACGUAUUGCGGCAAGCACAAAGAGAAUCGUACCCAGAGGACUAUGAAGCCAUCAUCAACCAAGAAACUCCGACAGAGAAGCUGUUUAACAAACUCAGACCGAGAUUCGAUACAACCAACCGAGUAAUCCGGUGUGUCGGAAGACAGCAAGCGCUGCUCGCACACUAUAAAGAGGACGCACUAGUUCUACUCCCACCAGAUCACUAUCUAUCAACAGUACUGAUACGAGAUAUACACAAGAGAGUCGGUCACCUAGGCAUGGCUACAAUGAUCACAGCAAUCAGGGUCGACUACUGGCUCCCAAGACAUGUGCAAGUCAUCAGAAAAAUCUUGGAUCAAUGCGUACCCUGUCAAAGACAGAACGCCACAUCUUGUGACGAGAUUCCGUCACAUCUACCUAUACAAAGACUAAGGACGGAAGACCCGUUUUCAGUCACUGGAGUAGACUUUGCCGGGCCAUUCCAAGUCUUGGUAACCGAACCUUCAGCCGGCCCACCGGUACUACCCAAAGAGACAGCCCCGGGUAUUUCAGGAGCCAAGAAGUUUGAACACAUAACCCCCGAAAUAGCCGGCCAAAUACAACAUGUAUACAUCCUCCUGUUUACAUGCGCAACCACACGGGCGGUACAUCUAGAAGUCACAAGAAACAAGAGUACAGCUGCCUUUAUCAAUGCAUUCAGACGCUUCUGCGCCUUGCGCUUCAAACCGAGAACACUAUACUCAGACAACGCGAAAGAAUUCGAAAGUGCAGCUAAGUACCUAAGAAGGUUGUUUGCAAGCCGCCUUAUAGGAGAUUACAUGGCCAAUAAUAACAUUGUCUGGAGAUUCUCGGCAAAACUCUCAUCAUGGUGGGGAGGAUUUUGGGAGAGAAUGGUACGAACAGCAAAAGAAGCACUCUAUAAAACCUUCAAUCCACUACAAAUGGAUUACGACCUCUUCUGCACAGUAGUCACUGAAGUCAGCGACAUCGUGAACAAUAGGCCACUAGCCUAUGUAGCAAAAGACCUAUUCCCAUUGACUCCAAACCAACUCCUCAAAGGAGGAUUUGUGAAUCAAAUGGACACGCAACCACUCGAUGAAGCGUCUCUGCUGAACUCAGACGCCUCGCACAUAACAGCAAGAGAGAUAGCUCGACGACAGCUAGUAGCCGGUUGGUGGACAGAAUACCGACCCAGGCACCUUAAAGAUUUGAACCGACACUAUGCGGCUCAGAAAAGAAUCAAACCAAUUCAAGUAGGACAAGUCGUAAUCGCAUUUCAACCAAACACCAAACGCAUCGAAUGGCCUGUAGGACGAGUAACUGAAGUAGUGAAAGGCAAAGAUGGAAAGAUACGACGGGUUCAGCUAAUUCUGAUGGAAAAAGGCAAACCCGUAGAAACAGAACGAGCAAUCCAAUGCCUAUACCCACUGGAAGUAGAAGCAGGAACAAUCGAUGCCGACUUCUCGCCAACACCCAGUCUGUACGGGGACUAUGUUACCUCAGCUGGGGAAUUAUGGAAACAAGAUUCCAUGGGGGGAGUGUUGAAUUAUUCAACCACCCUUGACGCUGAGGGUACGGAAGAUGACACCGAAGUAGUCGGUACGAAACACCGCUACGACCCACCACGAAUGCUCGAAGCAGGCCCGAGAGGAAAAUACGACAAGAACGACGGCUCGGAUGAACAACCAAUGACCGAGCAAGAAGAAGAGAGACGCCGGGAGCUCGAAGAACAGCACGACGUAGGACGGGGAGAAGAUUGGGUCCAAGGCAUCUGGGCCUCAGACCCGAGCUAUGACGAGCCACCACCGUCCAACGGCACCACUAACAGAAACUAA